AUGUGGAGAGUUGAUGCCUGUUCGACAGAUUGUUUACAAAAGCCGGACAUCAUCUUUAACUUUGAGAAGGUCUACUUCAUCCUGGAUGAGUUCCUGGUGGGAAGAGAGAUCCUGGAGACCUCCAAGACAGCUGUGGGCAUCGCUAUUGAGGAGGCAGAGACACUACAAGAGAAGAUGGAGGAGUAUAUGAGUAAACCGACCUACUGCACCAAUAACAGGGACUUCCAAUCUUGUCCCAUUUCUGCAACUCCUGUACGGACUCUGUCAAGAGCCAUGUGUCCUCUGAAACACGACCCCUCCAAGCUGCACUGCUUCUUGACCCGGCAUCACCAAUGUGUCGGAGGAAACGGUGUACAACUGGCGACUGUGUCAGCGUGUGUGCUCCCGGCCCGCCACAAGGAGUCACUAGAGUGCGAUAGGAAAGGACAUCCCGGCUGGCCAAACCCUCCCCUAACCCGGAUGACGCUGGGCCAAUUUUGCGCCGCCUUAUGGGUCUUCCGGUUGUGGCCGGCUGCAACACAGCUCGGGAUUGAACCCGGGUCUUUAGUGAUGCCUCAAGCACUGCGAUGCAGUACCUUAGACCGCUGCACCACUCGGAAGGCCCCUAUAAGCACUUUCUGAAAGAUGCGUUAGGAGUUUUAUCAUUUAGGAGUUCAUUUUAAAACACAGAUAUUAACUUUGAGAUUUAUUUUUAAAUGUGUUAUUAGUUCAAAUUAUUUUAGAAUUACAAAUUUGAUAGUAUCACAUAUGUUUUACAGUAAUUGUAGCCUGCUUUGCUUUAUCUGAUUUUUAAGCAAAUAUGUUAUUUUAGCUUAUUGCUGCUGCAUUUUAAAAUGUUUUAAUUCAGUUGUGAGUUGAUCCAAGGAUUGUAACCACAACUUCUUACCACUUCGAAAGUCACAUUUCUUAUUUUAAUUCUACGUUGACUAACAUAGCCACUGCCUUAUUGUAAUAUUUCUCAGUUGGCAAUCUAGAGCCAGAGGGUUCUAAGAUUGAAGCUUAAGGUUGACAUUUUGGAAAGUGAUGCCUACUCAGUGCCGUUAAAGCUGUACUGCCUGAAUAAAUAGUUUUGUUU
This is a messenger RNA of Oncorhynchus gorbuscha (pink salmon), 1075 nucleotides long. RefSeq lists its product as uncharacterized. Bases 1 to 621 code for a protein of 206 amino acids. NCBI's taxonomy places the organism in Eukaryota, Metazoa, Chordata, Actinopteri, Salmoniformes, Salmonidae. The transcript has 5 exons. The record is from RefSeq and is a predicted model, not a curated record.